AUGAGAAUUGGAAGGGGAUGUGAACGUUGUCGUUUGCGCCAUAUAAGAUGUACUACCCGCGCCGGGGCGUCUUCGUGUAACGCCUGCACUCGCCUGGGGCGAGCUUGUCGCCUAGAUCCGCCGUUUCGCUUCAAAUCUGUACGUCAUGUAUACCAGAAGAGCAAUGGCACGGCAUCCAAGUUUGAGCUAGCCUGGGACUCUCAGCAGACUUGGGUAAAGGUUCCCCACUCGUUAACCUUCGUGCAAGAAUCAUCUGACGACUCCGACGAUGACAAUAUACGCGACGUUCCACUGGUACCUCGGGGGGAUGAUCAUGUCCCCUCAAAUGAGACACCGCAAGACAUCCCGCAAUCCUAUACUGUAUUCUCCCAUUUCCCUUUUCCAGAGGUUAUGUAUUCUCAGGAUGAGAGCCCACGAGGACAUCAUGAUGCCGACAAUUCAGCACCACACCCCACGACACCCCCAAUUGCCGAAGUACAACCCUUCCCCGGCACAUCUUCAAGCCUGUCACCUCAAGCCAUUCCUAUGCUCUCUCCGAUAGCAUCCGCAAGUACUUGGACGAGCGCAGCAUCGCCGAUGAGUGCGGUCAGCCCCAGACAAGGCAGCUCGUCAUCACUCUCACCUCGCGAAGCUCACCUUCUCCGUCUCUUCAUACAGAAGCUUGCGCCAUGGGCCGACAUCUGCGAUCUCCGCUCUCACUUCGGGACCGAAGUCCCUCGCCGCGCUCUCCGAUAUCCGAUGGUUCUCAAAGCCGUCCUCGCCCUUGCCGCUCGACAUGACGCCAUUGUAAAAGGGGCUAGUGAUUGGGAAGCAUCAGAGUACCACGGCCAAUGCCUCGAACUCCUGAUCGCAGCUCUGGCUCUCCCAGAAGAGACCUACGAUGACAACCUCCUCUUCACGGUCGUGAUCCUACGGAUGUACGAAGAGCUUGAGCUCGCGACCGAUGAGAAGUGCCACUGGGUCGGAUCUAACCGACUGCUCAACCGGAUGUCCAACUCCGCUUCCUCGGGCGGGCUCGCCGAAGCCGUCAGCUGGCAGUUCCUCCGCCAGGCCAUCUACGCCUGCGUCGUGCAGCACCAACCGAUGCAACUCAACCUGGCGAACUAUGAGCGGUCGGUGGUCUUCCGCCGGCGCGACGACGCCUCAUAUGCGAACGUCAUUAUUUUCUACUGCGCCAAGAUCUUGCGGUUAUGGUCGGGCUCGCACUGCAGUCCUGUUGACGAGACGGAGUGGCAGCAUCUGGUCGAUAGCGUGGAGCAAUGGUACCAGGCGCGACCGGUCAGCUGGCAGCCACUACAGUACAAGGAUGCAGAUCCGAAGGAGGAUCGCCCGUUUCCUGAGAUGUGGAUGAUCUCGCCGCAGGCGGCUGUGGGACUGCAAUAUUAUCAUACGGCGUGCAUCUUUCUGAGUGCUUCCGACCGACACUGGAGCGUAGUCAGUGACUACGAGCUUGCGCGACUCAAGCGUGUGGAGGAGGUUCGUGAUCUUUUCUUUAGAACAAUCUCCUCCCACCUCAUCAAGGUCAUCGGCCUCUCGAUGUCCAACGAAACCGUCGAAAACGCAUACUUCAUGGCUUGCCAUCUUCUCCAUCGCUAUGGAUACUGUCUCCGUCACGCAGCCGAGCAACAAGGCUCCCUGGAAUUUCUCCGCCGGAUGGAGAAGACGGUAGGCUGGCGUACGGGGUGGGUGAUCCGCGAGCUCGAAACCCAAUGGCAGGAACUCCAAACAUUAGAUACCACCUGGGGAGACGUAUAG
Aspergillus japonicus CBS 114.51 is the source of this 1755-nucleotide messenger RNA. RefSeq lists its product as uncharacterized. The record is from RefSeq and is a predicted model, not a curated record. Gene Ontology annotation, cellular component: nucleus. Lineage: Eukaryota; Fungi; Ascomycota; Eurotiomycetes; Eurotiales; Aspergillaceae. Gene Ontology annotation, molecular function: zinc ion binding; DNA-binding transcription factor activity, RNA polymerase II-specific; transcription cis-regulatory region binding. Gene Ontology annotation, biological process: positive regulation of transcription by RNA polymerase II. The transcript is spliced from 6 exons. Bases 1 to 1755 code for a protein of 584 amino acids.